Messenger RNA from Athene cunicularia (burrowing owl), 261 nucleotides. Its product is annotated as sericin-1-like. NCBI's taxonomy places the organism in Eukaryota, Metazoa, Chordata, Aves, Strigiformes, Strigidae. The transcript has a single exon. The record is from RefSeq and is a predicted model, not a curated record. Bases 1 to 261 code for a protein of 86 amino acids.
AUGUGCUCCCGCCAGGACAAAGACCAGUGCCACCAGCAAGAACGGUCCUCAUGCCACAGCAGUGAAGGCUGCCACGGGAGCAGCGGUGGGUCCGGGUGCCACAGGAGCAGCGGUGGGUCCGGGUGCCACGGGAGCAGCGGUGGGUCCGGGUGCCACGGGAGCAGAGAACCCAGAUGCCACGGCAGCAGAGGCGGAUCCUACCAUGGAAAGCCACAGGAUUGCCAGCAGCAAAUUUAUCAAGUAUCCUCAAAGAUGAAGUGA